UUCUUCAGCAAUGACGUCUUCUUCCGACGACGAGGGGGAGAAGUACCUCUUCAAAAUCGUCAUAAUAGGCGACUCCGCCGUCGGAAAAUCCAACCUCCUCUCCCUCUACGCCAGAAACGAGUUCAGCCUCCACACAAAGGCCACCAUUAGGGUCGAGUUCCAGACGAAAACGCGCGAUAUCGACGGAAAGGAAGUCAAGGCUCAGAUUUGGGAAACCGCCGGCCAGGAGAAGUUCCGCGCCGUCACCUCCGCCUACUGCCGCGGAUCCUUCGGCGUGCUCGUCGUCUAUGACAUCUCCCGGUGAUCUACCUUCGACAAUAUUCCCCGAUGGCUCGAUGAACUCAAGAGUACGUCUCGUUUUCCCCCCCCUUUCUGCUUGCUUAAUCUGAAUCAUCAAUUUCGUUUCUCGAAAUCGCGGAUGCUAUAGAUGACUUCAUUUGUUCUGCUUCUUAAUCUGGAAUGAUCAAUUUUGAAAUCGAGGAUGAGAUAGAUUUUAGUUCAUUUGUUCUGAUUGGAAGUAAAAUGAUAGAAUAAUCGAUUUGCUUGAUUGUAUACAAAUUGCUUGAGGAAAUUGGAGUCCGUUUCAAUCUCCUGUUGCAUAACACACAUUCCAGCCAGGGCACAAGUUUGAAACAGAUCUGAUUUUUUUUGGAUGUCGAAAAAAUUGAACUAUUUCCGGCAUUGAUUAGUUGCUGAUAUGAAAACUAUAUACUCUGAUAGAAUAUAUGGUUAUGUUUGAUUAUCUGUCACACAUUUAUGCUUUGCAUAUAUUUGCAAUUUUUUACAUUAGAGUGUCAAAUCUUUGGUAUUCUUCAUUUCUAAGUCUUUGUAUGAGAAAUCAUAUUGACUAUUG
Molecule: messenger RNA, 853 nt
Organism: Salvia splendens (bonfire salvia)
Lineage: Eukaryota; Viridiplantae; Streptophyta; Magnoliopsida; Lamiales; Lamiaceae
Product: ras-related protein RABA5d
Exons: 1
Coding region: 11-304 (97 amino acids)
Molecular function (GO): GTPase activity; GTP binding
Source: RefSeq, a predicted model, not a curated record